AUGUGUCUUCAAGCACGGGACAUCACCAUCGGGGCGGCCAACAACACUCUGCCUUCCUAUGUCCCGUUCAACGACCUUCCCGAAGCGGUCGACCUUAGCAACCCUUUCCUGAUGCAGCACCAGGAGGUCGAGUCGCCUGUGGGACCAUUGCCACCGUCUGGCAGCGGACCUGGCCCAACACCGCUCGACACCAGCAUUCAGAUGACCAUCAUCGACGACACAGUUACCGAAGGCCGUCCCCUCUUCUACGUUAUGACGUGCUCGCUGGACGUCGUCAUCUGGGCCGUAUUCUUUGCUCCGCUCUUGACAACUUUGUGCGUCAUGGAUAUUCUGUGA
Pyricularia oryzae 70-15 is the source of this 336-nucleotide messenger RNA. RefSeq lists its product as uncharacterized. The transcript is spliced from 3 exons. The record is from RefSeq and is a predicted model, not a curated record. Bases 1 to 336 code for a protein of 111 amino acids. Lineage: Eukaryota; Fungi; Ascomycota; Sordariomycetes; Magnaporthales; Pyriculariaceae.